AUGUUCGGCGCACUCAAUCGGUUCAUCUCACGCCUCGAUGCGGACCCUAAUGCCACCGGCUCCAACCCAUCAGCCACUCCUCCCUCGAACUCCACCAACACCCACUACGGCUUUCAGGUUCUGCGCAAUACCAACCCAUCACUACCUCUAGACCCCUGGUUCGACUUCGUCAUCGGCAUCAAUGGCCACAACAUCACCAACUCUAGCCCGCACCUCUUCGCGACCGAAGUGCAAAACUGCGCGGGCUCGACCAUCUCCCUUGGUGUCUACGGCGCCAAAGGACAGGCCAUUCGCGAAGUUUACGUCUCCGUGCCGCCCAAGGAGCAAGGUGCCAUCCUCGGUCUGAGCUUACAAUGGACCCCGCUCAGUGCCGCCGAGGAGGUCUGGCAUAUUCUCGACGUGAUCCCAAAUUCUCCAGGCGACGUGGCUGGUCUACUUCCCUACUCUGACUACGUCAUUGGCAGUCCUGAAGGUCCCAUGUACGGCGAUGCGGGACUGGGACAGCUGAUCGAAGCAUUUAUCGACCGGCCUUUGAGGUUGUUUGUCUACAACCAGGAAUACGAUGUCACUCGCCUGGUCACACUCACACCGGCGAGAAAUUGGGGCGGAGAGGGUGCGUUGGGGUGUGUGCUGGGGUAUGGAGCUUUGCAUCGUAUUCCGGCUCCGCUUGGCGAGCCAGCGAAUGGCCCUGGCGAGACUUUAUUCGAGAGUGGCGGGGAUGAUCCAUCUCAAGCGACUGCGACGCCGCCUCCUCCACCGCCGAAAGCGGGCGGCAAGGCAAGGAAGGCGAGGGCGCACCCAGCACCUGCAAGCGGCGGAGGGUUGGAUGACUAUUUCGCCGAGGGCGAGCAGAAGAGUCGUGAGAUGGAGGGCGGCGGGUCGACGCCGAAGCCGAGCGCUGCUGGACUGCCUCCACCACCGAAGAGUGGACCUCCGAAGGCUGCUUCGCCGGCGCCACCUGCUGCGGCGGAGGAGGGCAAGGAGAAUGAGGAUGGAGAGGUUGAUUGA
Molecule: messenger RNA, 1008 nt
Organism: Zymoseptoria tritici IPO323
Lineage: Eukaryota; Fungi; Ascomycota; Dothideomycetes; Mycosphaerellales; Mycosphaerellaceae
Exons: 2
Coding region: 1-1008 (335 amino acids)
Biological process (GO): Golgi organization
Cellular component (GO): Golgi apparatus
Molecular function (GO): protein binding
Source: RefSeq, a predicted model, not a curated record